This is a messenger RNA of Papilio xuthus (Asian swallowtail), 1944 nucleotides long. Its product is annotated as ATP synthase subunit beta, mitochondrial. Gene Ontology annotation, molecular function: ATP binding; proton-transporting ATP synthase activity, rotational mechanism; ATP hydrolysis activity. NCBI's taxonomy places the organism in Eukaryota, Metazoa, Arthropoda, Insecta, Lepidoptera, Papilionidae. Bases 99 to 1790 code for a protein of 563 amino acids. The record is from RefSeq and is a predicted model, not a curated record. Gene Ontology annotation, cellular component: proton-transporting ATP synthase complex. The transcript has 13 exons. Gene Ontology annotation, biological process: proton transmembrane transport; proton motive force-driven mitochondrial ATP synthesis.
ACUUUCACUACAGACCAUCUUCUCAAUGUAGACGUAUAAGUAUCAAUAUUGGUUUAGCAACCGCAAAUAAUGAAAAUUCGAAAUUAAAAUCCGUUGAAAUGCCCAAAACGAAAGUUUUAAGAACAGCGCCAUCUAGUGUUCGGAAGAUUGUCUUAAAGAAAUAUGAAAAAAUGGACGAAACGCAACAAGAGAAAAAGAGAUCACGGAUGGCUAAGAUCGGUGCUUGCGCUCAAUUGAAAAUUCCUAACUUAAAUUACUCGACGUCAGCUGUUCUAAUGGCAACGAAAGAUGAUCCAUGUGAUAAAAAAAAACCUGCAGUGAAAAGCGAUGUGACAAAGACUAAAGACAGUAAAGUAUUACCAGUGAAAUCAAUUCCAGGUGCUAAAGGACAAAUUAUUGCAGUAAUUGGCGCUGUAGUUGAUGUACAAUUUGACACGCAUCUACCACCAAUUUUAAAUGCAUUGGAAGUGCCGAAUAGAAAGCCUCGCCUUAUCUUAGAAGUGGCACAGCAUUUAGGAGAACGGACAUGCAGGACAAUUGCAAUGGACGGCACCGAAGGUUUGGUUCGUGGUCAGCCCGUUACAGACACGGGGGCACCGAUCACCAUACCCGUUGGUGAACCGACGUUAGGACGGAUCAUUAAUGUUAUUGGCGAACCAAUUGAUGAACGUGGUCCUAUCAAGACAGACCAGUUUGCACCAAUUCACGCUGAGGCACCACCGUUUGUCGAAAUGUCUGUCGAACAAGAAAUCCUAGUUACAGGCAUUAAGGUCGUGGACCUCUUAGCGCCUUACGUUAAAGGCGGUAAGAUCGGAUUGUUUGGUGGAGCGGGCGUUGGGAAGACUGUUCUAAUUAUGGAACUGAUCAACAACGUUGCCAAGGCUCAUGGAGGAUUCUCGGUGUUUGCUGGUGUAGGAGAGCGAACAAGAGAAGGUAACGAUUUGUACAACGAAAUGAAAGUCGGAGGCGUCAUAACUGACGAUUAUAAAACAUCUAAGGUGGCGUUAGUGUACGGCCAGAUGAACGAGCCGCCGGGCGCGCGCGCUCGCGUCGCUCUCACUGGUCUGACGGUCGCCGAACAUUUCCGCGACAAAGAAGGACAGAAUGUGCUGCUAUUUAUUGACAAUAUAUUCAGAUUCACGCAAGCCGGCUCAGAGGUGUCGGCGUUACUAGGCCGUAUACCAUCAGCGGUGGGUUACCAGCCCACGCUAGCGACGGACAUGGGCACUAUGCAGGAACGCAUCACCACCACUAAAGCUGGCUCUAUCACUAGUGUACAGGCGGUAUAUGUCCCAGCAGACGAUCUAACAGAUCCAGCGCCGGCUACAACCUUCGCUCAUUUAGAUGCCACCACAGUGCUAUCUCGUGCCAUCGCAGAGCUGGGCGUCUACCCUGCGGUGGACCCACUCGACUCUACUUCCAGGGUCAUGGAUCCGCAUAUUAUUGGACAGGAGCAUUAUAACGUUGCUAGAGGAGUACAGAAGAUUUUACAGGACUAUAAGUCACUUCAAGACAUUAUUGCAAUCCUUGGCAUGGACGAGCUCUCUGAAGAGGACAAGUUGACAGUGGCUCGUGCGAGGAAGAUACAGCGUUUUCUAUCACAGCCAUUCCAGGUGGCUGAAGUAUUUACCGGUCAUAUCGGUAAGUUGGUGAAAUUAGAAGAAACCAUCAAAGGAUUCCAACGGAUAUUAAAAGGAGAGUUGGACCAUAUCCCUGAAGCAGCAUUUUAUAUGGUUGGAACAAUAGAAGAUGUCAUUGCCAAGUCACAGACGUUAGCUAAAAAUGUUUAAACAAAUAUUUUCACCGUUCAAUCGCUUGCAUUUUGUCUAUUAAAAUAUGAGUCAUGUCUUUCAUUCUGUUUGCAGAAUCAGAGACAAAAAUAUGUUUUAUAAAUGUUACGGCUGUAGAAUGAAAUUGAGGCAAUAAUAUCUUAAUUUUAAAUAA